Messenger RNA from Sporothrix schenckii 1099-18, 1257 nucleotides. RefSeq lists its product as uncharacterized. The transcript is spliced from 2 exons. Lineage: Eukaryota; Fungi; Ascomycota; Sordariomycetes; Ophiostomatales; Ophiostomataceae. The record is from RefSeq and is a predicted model, not a curated record. Bases 1 to 1257 code for a protein of 418 amino acids.
AUGGCAGACCCUCUCAGCAUAUCAUCUGGUAUCGUUGCGUUAGUGACGUUUGCCCUUUCGGCCAGUGUCAACCUCUACACCACAGUCCGCGACUUCAAAAGUAGAGAGAAAAAGGCACGUGCGCUAAAAGAAGAAGUUGGUGAUUUAUCGAGCGUAUUACAGACGCUGCUCGAGACCAUCACGAACCAUGCAGAGAUAGGCUUCGAUGCUCUAAAAGGUCCGCUACUCCGUUGCGGGAAGGCCUGCCAUGAGUACGAGCAGCUUAUUGCUCGGUGCACAAAACACUCCACAGACUCACACGCGAGCAGCCGAGACUGGAUCCACCAGAAGUAUCUGCAAGGAGACAUCGCCGACUUCAGGGACAUGCUAGCUGGCUAUAAGUCCACGAUAAACAUAGCCCUUGCUAGUGUAGCCGCCAUAACUCCUCAAGUACUCGAGGAUUAUAAAGACCUGAUUUCAGACGCGAACGAAGACCUGGGAGAGCGCCUGCAAAAGCUGGAAAAAGCAAUCCAAGAUCUGUCUCGUCAGGGUGUCCAGGGCUCCAGCCAGACUAGCCACGAAUGGCAGGCGAUGUUAGAUGAGAAGAAAUACACACAGCAGGGACUCAGGAUGGCUGCCCAGCUCUCCGCGCAGAUCCAGACCCUGGAAGCAGUGCCCGACGAGCCGCCCCAUCUUUCUGACAAGCCUUCCGCACACAAAUUUAUCAAGUCUGGAUUGGACGCUACGAAAGGCUCCAUAUCUACCCUCGUGUCCCAGCUACGCAGUCAUGAGAGCAAGAUCGAGGAGCAGAUGGCGGCUAUGAUGUCUGAGGCGUCUGCGGCUCCUCUGCCCAGUGACACGCUGACAGAGCUCAGCCGACUACGAGAAACGAAGGACAGCAUCCACCAGUGCAUAAACAUCGUCUCGAGUGCCGGUAAUGCCUCAGUCACCGAGCGACGAAAUAUCUUCGAGGAUAUCACACUGGCGGAUAAUGCCUACAACUACGCAGUCUCGACCGUCGGAGACCUCGUGACAGCCAGGCGAAUCAAUCUCAGCGGCCGGUCUCGCAACAUCGGUGGGCAGAUAAGCGACGAGAGCUUCCAAAUGUCGAUCCAGAAACUUACCACUUUGGACAUGAAACACACUCAGCUACAAGACUCCGAGCAAGAAGUGCCCGCUCCUCAGCCGAACAAACGAGACGACAAAGGGAGUGUGUUCGACUAUCGCUUCGGUCGGGGCGUUACACUCGCCGGUUCUCCAAGCAAGCAAGCCGAGUGA